ACGAAUAAAGUCAGGAUGAGUUCUCAAGUUCCUCGAUUUGCAGCUAGUUUAGUCGAUAAAGUUGCCCUUAUAACUGGGGCCAGUUCAGGGAUAGGUGCAGCAACAGCUAUCUUGUUUUCACAGAUAGGUGCCAAGUUGUGUCUAACUGGAAGAAAUGAAGCAAAUCUAAUGAAGACGGCUAAGGCAUGUGAGGAAAUAAACCCAAAAAACAAGCCAGUGGUAUGCCUUGGAGACUUGACAAAGGAAGUGGACACACAGAGGAUCUUUGAAAAAGCUAUAGAUUCUUAUGGGAAAAUGGAUGUACUGGUCAAUAAUGCUGGCAUUCUUGAGAUGGGGUCAAUUGAGAAUACUAGUCUUGAGCAGUAUGAUAGGAUCAUGAAUACAAACAUACGGUGUGUGUAUCAAUUGACAAUGCUAGCUGUGCCAUACCUUAUCAAGACAAAGGGAUCCAUUGUUAAUGUGUCGAGCGUAAAUGGAAUACGGGUGUUUCCAGGCCUGGUAGCUUACAAUGUUUCAAAGGCAGCACUUGACCAAUUCACCCGGGCUGUGGCAUUAGAUCUUGCUGCAUCACAGGUCAGAGUGAACAGUGUUAAUCCUGGGGUGACAGUGACAGAACUUCAGAAAAGAGGAACAGGAAUGGAUGAAGAGGCUUACUCUAAGUUCUUGAUGAGAACCAAAGAGACACAUGCCCUGGGACGUCCUGGACAGCCAGAAGAAGCAGCCCGUGCCAUCGCCUUCCUUGCCUCAAGUGAUUCAUCCUUCAUCACAGGCGCAUCUCUACCUGUGGAUGGUGGACGCCACGCCAUGUGUCCUCGCUGAGUGAACAAUGAAUCUGAGAGAUUAGACUAUUCUGUAUUUAGAUGACAAUAGGUUGAGGAAUUGAUAUUUAGUAGAUUAACUGUUAAAACAGAGAGUGAGCAGUUUAGGAGGACUUUUAAGCCUGUCACUUGCCAUAUUAGGACACGGGCUUGUUGCCUGAGAAUUAAAAAUUCAACUCCAAAUGUACAACCAGCUCUUCUUUCACCAACUUGAUGCUUUGGAGUAUUUUAAUACUCCAAAACAUCAAGCUUGAAACUCACUGGUAAGAAAUAUUCAGUACAAGACACUUUUUCUCCCAAUAGAUGGUGUAAGGUGAUGAGUUGUCACAAGAAGAAGGUCCCUGUCAAAAAUCAGCUUUGCCUCAUUUCUGGUAUGGCUACCAGGUGGCCAUCUUGGAUUUUGGUUGUGUACAUUGAUAUGAAUAGUCUAGCAAAUUCAUUUUCUUAAAUUUUGUACAGAAAGUCCUAGUGUAAAUUUACAUGGAGUUUUAGAUAAAAGCAUUUGCUAGACUUUAUUCAUAUCGGCCAAUAACUUGAGAGUGCCUUGCCUCGUUGACACCAAUGCUUGUAUAUUUUUCCAUGACGUAUGAACAUUUUGAAAAGGUUUUUAUAUCAACUAGCAAUCUACUUUGAGAAAUAAAUCUAUACAUGUAU
Lineus longissimus is the source of this 1472-nucleotide messenger RNA. RefSeq names its product 3-oxoacyl-[acyl-carrier-protein] reductase FabG-like. The coding region runs from base 16 to 819 and encodes 267 amino acids. Lineage: Eukaryota; Metazoa; Nemertea; Pilidiophora; Heteronemertea; Lineidae. Gene Ontology annotation, molecular function: oxidoreductase activity. The record is from RefSeq and is a predicted model, not a curated record. The transcript has 9 exons.